Messenger RNA from Haemonchus placei, 696 nucleotides. The record is from the annotation of a GenBank genome assembly. Lineage: Eukaryota; Metazoa; Nematoda; Chromadorea; Rhabditida; Trichostrongylidae.
CAAUCACUUUUUUCUCCGUUUUCUUCGUUCGUUUCCUCAUUCUGGUCAUCACCAAUCACGUCUUCCAUAACAUCCAUUAGUACCUUCAAACGGUUUCUUGAUUCUUCCAAUUCUCCGUACGACCUAUCCAGUUCUAGCGACUUGUUGAAGCUAUUUUCGAGUUCAAUAUCGAUCUCCUUUUCUAAUCUCUCUGCCAUACCACGCCAAUAAGACGAUGUUGGUUCAUCGCAUAAUAGAUCCUCUUUAGUUAUAGGAGGCGCCUCCUUCGUGGCUACAACAUCAGUCUGCGCAUAAGUAGUGUUAACUACAACAGUGGCUUGUGUUUCCUGGUUUUCCUUGCCCUCUGGAAUGAGUGACACCUUUCUUCUUAUUUCUCCUUUCUCUGUGACAGGAGUAAGACUUUGAACAAUAUUCGCCUUCUUCGCAUUGAGAACUUUAAUAGAUGGACUAUUAGUGCUAGAAUUGGAGAACUGUUUGAGCCCCACUCGCAAACUGGUCAUUUCUUAAAUGAGGAUUAAGAAUAUUUCCUUUAAGUUAUUUGCCGCUCCUCGUUUGCCGGUGUGCCUGGGUCUUCUUCACCGUCCGAACUCUCGAGAAUCCUUUGCAAUUGGCUAUACAGCUCAUCAUGUUUACUGUCCAAUUCUUUCUUUUCGGCGAUAUUCUUCAUGGUCAACGACACGAUCUCAAAAAAAGUAG